This is a messenger RNA of Carya illinoinensis, 3564 nucleotides long. RefSeq names its product stachyose synthase-like. The record is from RefSeq and is a predicted model, not a curated record. NCBI's taxonomy places the organism in Eukaryota, Viridiplantae, Streptophyta, Magnoliopsida, Fagales, Juglandaceae. The coding region runs from base 612 to 3215 and encodes 867 amino acids. The transcript is spliced from 4 exons.
ACUUGCAAUCACUGUCAAUGGAAAUUGGAAGCAAACUUGUCGGUUGUAUUACAUGUAAGGUGGUUCUGCAGGCAGCAACAAGAGAGAAAUAACCAGAAAGAACCGCCAAAACCUUGACCUUUUUAUCUGGAUAUCUUCCUUAUCCAAUUUUUACACGCACCAGUUUAUGCCUAUAUAUACUGCAUAGUCCUCCCAUUGUUUUCUGUGCAACCAAACAACUCUGAGGACGAGUUGGUUCUUCCUAUAUUCCUUUUACCAUUAUUGUCACUCAAGUGAUCUCUGCGUGAUCGCUCUCUCUUUUCACAGUUUCCGUUUACGUUGAAGCGUAUCAAAUAUUGCGCAUUCCAGUUUUAUGUGCAUAAAUCUUAAGCUACGAGAUCGAAGACAUUAAGUAUUUGGAAAUAAAAUCGAAGUUUGCUAUUGUUGCCUUGCAUAGUUAAGAUUUUAUUCUCAAAGUCACUGAUUUAUUUCUCCUAUAAAAAGUCGGUUUGCAGUCUCUGCCUCCACUUUAAAACCUGAUUUUCUCAAGGGUUUUUGUUCUUUGGAAAUUCGAGUUCUGUUAGUUGAGUUAUCCAUUCUGUUUUUCUCUCUGUUUUCCUCCGAAAUCAUUCAUGGCACCCCCCAACGAUCCCGUUAAUUCAAUCUCUAGCGUCCACCGAGUGGGAAAAUGGGAGAAAUACUUCAGCUUGUCUAAUAGCAAGUUUUGUGUCAAAGGUGUGCCUUUGCUCAAUGAUGUCCCUAAUAAUGUCUCUUUUAGUCCCUUCUGUUCAAUCUACCAAUCCUCUGAUGCUCCAAUUCCCCUGCUCCAGCGUGUGCUUCCCCUUUCUCACAAGGGUGGAUUUCUCGGAUUCUACAAGGAUGAGCCAUGUGACAGGUUCAUGAACUCCUUGGGUAGGUUUGAUGGCAGAGAUUUUCUAAGCAUCUUUAGGUUCAAAACAUGGUGGUCUACCAUGUGGGUGGGGAAUUCUGGGUCGGAUUUACAAAUGGAGACACAAUGGGUGCUCUUAGACGUCCCUGAAAUUAGGUCUUAUGUUAUUAUCAUACCCAUUAUUGAAGGCAGUUUUAGGUCAGCUCUUCGUCCUGGCUCUGGUGGGCAACUCAUGAUUUGUGCUGAGAGUGGUUCUACCAAAGUGAAAGCAUCAAGUUUUGAUGCAAUUGCUUAUGUUCAUGCCUCUGAUAAUCCCUACACCUUGAUGAAAGAGGCCUAUAGUGUUCUUAGAGUCCAUCUCAAUACCUUUAGGCUCUUGGAAGAGAAAACAGCCCCAAAUAUUGUUGACAAGUUUGGCUGGUGCACUUGGGAUGCCUUCUACUUAACCGUAGAACCUGUUGGCGUAUGGCAUGGAUUGAAUGAUUUUGUCAAGGGUGGUGUCUCACCGCGGUUUCUUAUCAUUGAUGAUGGUUGGCAAAGCAUCAGUGUAGAUGGUGAGAAACCAGAUGAAGAUGCAAAAAAUCUUGUUCUUGGUGGGACUCAAAUGACUGCCAGGCUUCACCGGCUUGAUGAAUGCGAGAAGUUCAGAAAAUAUAGAGGUGGUUCCAUGUUGGGUCCUGAUGCUCCUUCAUUCGAUCCAAAGAGGCCAAAGAUGCUGAUCUCCAAGGCAAUUGAGCUUGAGCAUGCCGAGAAGGCUCGUGACAAGGCCAUCCAAUCCGGAAUCGCUGACUUGUCAGAAUAUGAAGAAAAAAUCCGAAAGUUCAGACAAGACUUGGAUGCAAUGUUUGGGAGUGAAGAUAGCAAUAGUUCCAUCCAAGGCUGUGGGAGCUGUUCUUGUACAACUGAGAAAUAUGGGAUGAAGGCGUUCACAAGGGACUUGAGGACAAAGUUCAAAGGUUUGGAUGAUAUAUAUGUAUGGCACGCUCUUUGUGGUGCCUGGGGUGGUGUUAGGCCUGGUGCAACCCAUCUUAAUUCCAAGAUUAUUCCCUGCAAAGUGUCUCCUGGCCUUGAUGGGACAAUGGACGAUCUUGCCGUGGUUAAAAUCGUAGAAGGUGGGAUAGGGCUUGUUCAUCCUGAUCAAGCUGAGGACUUUUACAACUCCAUGCACUCCUACCUUGCUGAAGUCGGUAUUACAGGAGUAAAAGUUGAUGUAAUUCAUACUCUCGAGUAUAUAUCCGAUGAAAAUGGAGGCCGGGUGGAACUUGCAAAUGCAUAUUACAAGGGGCUGUCAAGUUCUCUGUCCAAGAACUUCAAAGGAAAUGGACUCAUCUCAAGUAUGCAGCAAUGCAAUGACUUUUUCUUCCUCGGGACAAAUCAAAUUUCUAUGGGAAGAGUUGGUGAUGAUUUCUGGUUCCAAGACCCUAAUGGAGAUCCAAUGGGAGUAUAUUGGCUGCAAGGGGUACAUAUGAUUCACUGUGCCUAUAACAGCAUGUGGAUGGGGCAGAUCAUACAACCUGAUUGGGAUAUGUUCCAGUCAGACCAUCUGUGUGCCAAAUUCCAUGCAGGCUCAAGGGCCAUCUGCGGUGGUCCAGUCUAUGUGAGUGAUUCUGUGGGUGGCCACAAUUUUGAUCUCAUCAUGAAGCUUGUCCACCCUGAUGGUACCAUUCCUAGGUGCCAGCAUUUUGCUCUCCCAACAAGAGACUGCCUCUUCAAGAACCCUUUAUUUGACCAAAAGACCAUUCUCAAAAUUUGGAACUUCAACAGGUAUGGAGGUGUGAUUGGAGCAUUUAACUGCCAAGGGGCUGGUUGGGACCCCAAGGAGCGAAGGAUCAAGGGCUUCUCUCAGUGCUACAAACCAAUGUCUGGUUCAGUGCAUGUCCAUGACAUCGAAUGGGACCAGAAAAUAGAAGCAGCUGAAUUAGGAAAGGCUGAAGAGUAUGUAGUCUACCUCGAUCAGGCAGAAGAAAUGCACUUAAUGACCCCGGAAUCUGAUGCAAUUCAAGUCACCAUCCAACCAUCUACAUUUGAACUAUUCAGCUUUGUUCCAGUUGAGAAACUCAGCCACACCCUCAGUUUCGCACCAAUUGGACUAACAAACAUGUUCAACAGUGGAGGUACCAUUCAAGAAUUGGAGUAUGUCAAGACUGUGGUUGAGAAGAAUGCUAAGAUUAAAGUCAAGGGUAUUGGGAAUUUCUUAGCCUACUCGAGUGAGCCUCCAAAUAAAUGCUACCUGAAUGGUGCUGAGGUAGCUUAUGAGUGGGUGGCUUCUGGCAAACUCACCUUGAAUCUUGCUUGGGUUGAAGAGGCUGCUGGCAUUUCUGAUGUUGUUUUUGUCUUUACAAACUAAUCUUUUAUUAUUUUGUAAAUUCUAGGUUCUAGUUGAAUGUUUUUCUUGUUUGUUUAUUAUUAUUAGCAUUGAUUGUGGGAGGCAGUGCAUUUUUGGACCAGUUUAUACGGAGGAAUGCACAUGCAUCCCCUCAUGGUUAAGUUGAAGUCUCCAGAUUUGAUUGCUUUCUCCACGGUAAACUCGUAUGCUUUUCAUCCAACAACUCAGAGAUGAUUGCUGUGUACUUCCAUUUGUUUGAUAUUUAGAUAGAUUUGACACUGUAACACUACAUUGGCCGACAGCUUCAAUGAACUUCACACUGGCUUGAACUACGUCCCAACCUCUAUUUUGGUCUUUUUCAGUUAUUUGA